AUUAUAAACUCUUUUAUCAUGAAAUAACAGAAAAUUUGUCCAAGAACAAAAAGCAUACAUAUCAAAGAAGCACAAAGUUCGAGAUCAAACAAUUUUAAAUCAUUGCCAAAAUUAAUUGAAAAUAAUAAAACUUCAAGAUAUUCAGAACAUUUAUCACCUUCUCCUAAACCUAAAUUUUAUAAUCAUUGGUAUAUACCUUAUGAAAAAAGAUUCAUGGAACAAAAGGAAUAGAAAAAUUUUUAUGAUGAAAUAAGGUUGAAUUAUGCUUAAAUGAAAGAAGAUCCUCUAUUUCUUUAUCAUAACUUAAAUCGUCCUCUUUCAAUCCAUUAAGAUCCCUUCUCUAAACCUGAUAAAGACUAAAUAUCUAAAUAAUAAAAAUUUGAUAAAACUAAAUUAUUCUUAGAAAUGAAUAAGUCUAGCGGUGUAUUAAAAUUAUUUUUAGAGUAACUGAUUCUAAUAAUAUAGAGAUCUUGUUUAAAAAAAAUAAAGAGUGCCAGCCUUUUUGAAGAGCGAAUAGUUAGUUUUAUGA
Molecule: messenger RNA, 529 nt
Organism: Paramecium sonneborni
Lineage: Eukaryota; Ciliophora; Oligohymenophorea; Peniculida; Parameciidae
Source: the annotation of a GenBank genome assembly